Durusdinium trenchii is the source of this 1573-nucleotide messenger RNA. The record is from the annotation of a GenBank genome assembly. Lineage: Eukaryota; Dinophyceae; Suessiales; Symbiodiniaceae.
GCUCUCGCUGAGGGGCAUCCUCCGGAGCAAGCACCUCUUGGAGGUCUCGCUGCGGCGAAACCGGUUUAGCGGCCACGCAGCAGCCAUCACAACAAUUUUUCAAGCAGUUCGGGUGCACGCAAGAAUUGCACAUCUGGACCUGGCGGAGAAUUUGAUGCGCCCUGAAUGCAUCGAUGAGCUUUACCAUUUGCUUGGGCGUUCAGUGUCGCUGAUGUGUCUUCACCUGCUGGGAUGUGAGGAUAGUUGUGUGGAGGACACCUCGGUGAUCCAAGCGGCCUGCUACAAAUGGACGGCGGAGAUCGGGGCCACCGGCCUCGAGGGUGAGGAAAUCCAGAUCCCCGAGCCUGCGCAGGGCGAGGAGCAUAGCGAGCUGAUUUUGUGCCGUGCACCACACUUAGAUGCCAAAGACUGGAUCGUGGCCACGCCACCUCCCAACUUUGAGGUGGGGGCGAAGAAGUUCACCGCGGGCUGCUGGAUUGCAGAGGCCAAGCAGAAUCCCAGAUUCCAAAUCCCAGAGGGAGUGCCCGAGACUGGAGCACCCGAAGAGGAGAUUGAAGAUUGGAGCCAGGGACCAGCGAGGAUCAAGGCUCUAAUGGAUUGCUUCGAGGAGGACAUCAAGAUCAUUUACCUCAAAGACGUAUGUCAUGUUGACGACGAGGAAGCCGUGAAAGAUGCCUUGCGAAGCAAAUAUGAUCUCUACUACGAGUGCUACGCGCUGGUUGCUGGACGCUCUCAGUGGCCCUUUGUGCGGUAUGUGGACAUGUACAAUGUAUUCGACGAUGUCCGCGUCGUGGAGAGAUCGGGCUUUGGGCGGAAGAAGCCAGAGAGGAGGCAUUUGCACAUGCAGGACAUCCACAUCAUGGUCACCCAGACGAUGGCGAAUCACUCAGAGGAAGCAAACGCAGCAGCCAGCUCUGCCGAGGGGGUGCCAGUGACCCGGCCCCAGUUCUUCGAGGUGAUGCUACGGGCGGCCAUCAGCUGGGGCGAAGAUUUGGCUGCCGGCGCUGCCAUUCGAGCUUUCGCAGACGAGAUCGUGGCGGGCCGAUUGCUGCAGCCUCCUUUGGCACCAUUUCCUCGUGGAGUACCCUUGCGACCGGGCGAGUACAGCGACGCACUCCAAGCCUUCGGAAAGACCUUGCGCGAGGCCUGGGAGCGGUUUGGCUACAGCAGCGUGGCCUUCCAACGCCUGGCGCAGCUGGUGCGGCUCUGUGACCGCGACUUCACCUCCAAGAAUGUGGCAUCGAUUUAUGCCUUAGCCAAGCAGCCUCAAGCAGAUUACCGCGCGAGCACUGCAGGUGAGGCACGAGGGUUGAGCUACCCGGAGUUCUGCGAAGCUGUGGGGCGACUUGCCAUGGUUUGGAGUCGGAGUAGCUGGAUGCCGGCUUGCUGCCCCAAGGAGGAUGGUUCAAUGCGCGGCCGGCGUUGGCCUCCACAACCGCAGGCGAACCGCCCGGUGAAGGAGCACGUCUUAGUCAAGCGGCUCGAGGCCUUUGUGAAGCGAUUAGCUGAGCGGAUGAAGCCCUCAGUGAGGGCAAGAGCCUCCUUUCUGUAGGACUCAACAAACAUCCACAUC